Messenger RNA from Trichomonas vaginalis G3, 485 nucleotides. RefSeq lists its product as uncharacterized. The transcript has a single exon. The record is from RefSeq and is a predicted model, not a curated record. The annotation marks the transcript as partial. Lineage: Eukaryota; Parabasalia; Trichomonadida; Trichomonadidae.
AUGUCGCGGGUGGCACAAACAACUGGAACAUCAUUGGCCUCGUCUUUAUCAACUGGUGUAUCGGCAAGCUUCUUCUCGAGAUCGUCAACGCGCUUGGCAAGCUCUGCAAGAGCUGGUGUGUCUUCGUUCUCGAGGGCCUUGAGGGCGGCUUGGGCGGCUGGGCUGAUGACUUCUUCUUCGUCACCCUUGUCCUCGCCCUUGUCGCUGGAGCUGCUGCUGCUGCUGGACUUCUUCUUGUCGGCAACAUCCUUAAGCUUGUCUUCGAGAUCGUCGACCUUCUUCUUGAGAUCGUCGGCAUCCUUGGCCUUCUCUUCGAGAUCGUCGACCUUCUUCUUGAGAUCGUCGGCAUCCUUGGCCUUCUCUUCGAGAUCGUCGACCUUCUUCUUGAGAUCGUCGGCAUCCUUGGCCUUCUCUUCGAGAUCGUCGACCUUCUUCUUGAGUUCGGCAACUUCAUCGGCGUCGGCUGGGUUAGAGGCAACGGUUGA